AAUGUAUCACAUAAUUCACGUUAAGUUGAACGAAGGCGGUUCUUUAUUACAUUCCACCCACAUACAAACGUGGCUAAAAUUGGGAGCUGUUUCUCUGCAAUUCCCUCAAAUUUCACAGGUAAUAGGAAGUAAGGAAAGAAAAUCAUGGGUUUGCACGGCUGUUGCAGCUCUCUACCAAUUAGUUUGCACGGUUGUCCUACUGCCCGGACAAAAACUUACAAAAUUAAAAGUUACAAGCGAAGAAGAGUAUAUUCCGAAAACGGCUGAUGAACUACACCACACAACCGAAGCAUGCGAUAGAAUAUCUGAACUAAUGUAUGCCUUGAGCUCGCAACUGUCGUUUCUAGUAAAGAACAGGGCGUUACCGGAUUAUAUAUUAUAUCCUUUACGCAAUGUUAUCAUAGGUAUAGCUCGAUUGCCUUUAGUAAAUAGCUAUGCUAGGACACCAAUGUUAGCAUGGCGUCUUGGUUGGAUUCCAUCAGUUUCUGGAGAGAAUAGAACAAGUUUACCUCCUCUCCCUCAAGAACUACUUAUGGAGAGAGAAGUUUUAAUAGAAUUUAUAAGACGUAUUAAUUGCUUGGGGUGGAUAUCGAGAACACAAUUUGAAGAGACUUGGAUGAGUUUAUUAGGUGUUUUGAGUCCCGCAGCUGAAGAGGGCGGAGGGAGCGUUCAGGAUAUAAUGGAAAGAAAUCAUUGUUCAUCUUUGGCGUUGAGAGCAAUGACAGCACUUUUGCAGUAUACAACACUAGCGCCUCAUAGCGGCAAUCCGGCAAGUAGUUCCACUUCACCUGGACCCAGAUCGGCUAAUCUUUACAGUUUAAGAACAAGGUGA
This is a messenger RNA of Dimorphilus gyrociliatus, 832 nucleotides long. The record is from the annotation of a GenBank genome assembly. Lineage: Eukaryota; Metazoa; Annelida; Polychaeta; Dinophilidae.